AUGGCCGAAAACAGCAUCACGAGUGUCUCAAAGGAGGACUUAAAGGGUCUGAACUUUCUUAAGACAGUCGAUUUGAGCAACAACCAGCUAACAGACGGUGGACUUCCAGCAGGCACGUUUGAAAACCUUCCUUCGUUCAGUGACCUUGACCUUUCCUACAACGAGAAGUUCGACAACUUUCCUACCCACCUGCCCGGAAAUCUGAAGACGUUCUCAUUCGUGUUCAACAAGGCCACGCACGUGACAGAAAGAACUUUCAGCAACCUGACAGAACUUGUACAUCUUGACAUCUCCAACAACCAACUAGAGAGUAUCGCCCCGGGGGGCUUCAAGGACCUACGCAAUCUGGGAACUCUCGACAUAGGAUUCAAUCCGAUCAGACAAGACGGCAUCCCUGCCAGCGUCUUCAAGCCGGCAAACCGACUCCAGACUCUCGGGCUGCGGUCGGCCCAGCUGCCGCGGGUGCCUCUGGACCUGCCCGGAAGCCUGCAGGAUCUGGAUCUCGCGCUGAACCUGAUCACAGAAUUGCCGCCUCACAUUUUCUCCAACCUGACGGACCUGCAGUAUCUCUCCCUCUGGCUGCAGCCAUCCUUAACCCGUAUCCAUGACGACGCCUUCCGAGGGCUCGGCAAACUGCAGGUAUUGUAUGCCAACUCCUGCGGCGUGGAUAGCGUCACAAACAGCACGUUUAACGGAUUGAGCGGGGUCAGGAGUGUGGACCUGGGGAGCGGGAAGAUCACACACCUCCCCGCCGGGGCCUUCCAUCAGAUGGGCAACCUGAAGUCACUAAGGUUGGAGCAGAAUCAGCUCACCACUCUGGAAGCAUCUGUUCUGGAUACAAGGACCUUACCGAGGUUGUCUGAAGUCCAGCUUUGGGGAAACCCGUGGACGUGUGACUGUCACCUCCGCUGGCUGAAGGAACACGUCGAUAACAACAACACGGCUCCUACAGUCAGCUACCCAUACCUCAUGACAUGCAGCGCACCGCUCAGACUGCAGGGUCGGGCCUGGGACGCGCUCACUCCCGACGACUUCGUGUGCGGCGAUCGGCACUUAAAAACAGUCAACAGAACUUCAUAACUGCUGUACAACCUGUGGAAGUUCGCUGCAUCUAUAACUUUCAUCCUGAUCUAGAUUCAACAGAUAUCAUUAACUUAGGGUAAGUUAACUCUGAUCAUGAAAGGGAUUUGAUUAGUUCUUACAAGUAAAAUUCUUUAAGUUCAGAAGAAAAAGACCAACGCUGUACCCAACAGAAAGCAAAGGCUUACUCUUGUCGUCGACGUCAAUUGUAUUGAAUUUCUGUAUAAGUCACGGUUACAAACUCUUUCCAGCGCAGGUAAACGCUGCAAUAAUAUCAUAGCUCGCCAAGUGAUGCUGUUCCACUGCCACCUACCCCAAGAAGUCGAUUUCAAACAGGAGACAGCGCGGGGACAAAACGAGGGCAUGUCACAUCGGCAAUGUCGAUCAAGUAGGCUCUUAUUUUGGAGAAACUAUAUCACUGACAUGCACCUCUGUAUCAGUAUAUCUGUAUCUGUAUCAGUAUAGCCGGUAUAACACACCAGCUAAAUCACCACACUUCAUCUGUUUUUGCUAUGCUGUUGUACAACUUUACCCCCUUGUAUUGAGAGACGAUAUGAUGUCACCCGUUCUCUCUAGACGUGUUUAAAUAAAUGUAGUUAAUGUAAAGUAAUCAUCCUAGAAUAAAACCGCAUGAAAGUCUUAUUUCA
This is a messenger RNA of Branchiostoma belcheri (Belcher's lancelet), 1727 nucleotides long. RefSeq names its product platelet glycoprotein V-like. The record is from RefSeq and is a predicted model, not a curated record. Gene Ontology annotation, cellular component: plasma membrane. Gene Ontology annotation, molecular function: protein binding. The transcript has 2 exons. Lineage: Eukaryota; Metazoa; Chordata; Leptocardii; Amphioxiformes; Branchiostomatidae. Bases 1 to 1080 code for a protein of 359 amino acids.